AUGACAAGCAAGCCCCAUGCAAGCACAUAUUUAUCCGCUGUGCCGGUCGGCGCGCUUGGACUGUUCUGCAUGGCCGCCGCCUCGGUUCAACGCAUCAAUGCAUUGCUUCAACGAAGCUCAAUCGACGACCAUGAAGAAGUUAUCAAAGCUUGCAAUGCGGUACUGAAAAAGUCGAGAAACGACCUUGACGCCCUUCACGUGAAAACCGUCGCUCUGCUAAAAUUGGACCGGUACGAAGAUGCGAUUCGAGUGGUGGAGGAAGGCGGGGAUGCGUUGAAGGAAAGGGUCCCUCUGGAAUGGUCUUACGCUUUAUAUAAGGUUGGGAAACUGGAAGAUGCGAUAAAGCUGGCCACAGCUUCUGGGACUGGGAGAGGAGGAAAACAUGUCGAAGCCCAAGUGACAUAUCGUGCGGAAAACUUCCAUCGCACUGCGGAGGUUUACAGAGAGCUAUCUGCAGAGCAUUCGGCGCCUGCGGGGGAGCAAAAUGACCUGCGAAUUAACUCGCGAGCGGCGGAGGCACAGCUCCAGUGGGCUGGACUGGCAAAUCAAGUCCAGAAUACAAAACCAAGCCGAGAAGACCUAGAGUCUUUCGAAACAACUUAUAAUCUGGCAUGCAGCGCCAUAGGGAGGGGGGAAUUACAGACAGGAGGGGUACUACUGAAGCGAGCAAAGGAACUCUGUAAAUCAUCCGAGGAUCUUACACCCGAAGAUAAGGUUGCGGAAAUUCUCCCAAUUGCCGUUCAACAAUUAUAUGUCGCGCUAAGACAAGGGAAGACAGAGGAAGCCAGAAGCCUGGCGGAAGAAAUCAACUUAGCGGAAAUUUCCGAGAUUUCCACCAAGAAAAUCGCUCAAAAUAACAUUCUUCUUACCUCCAAACUUGAAUCAAAUCCAUAUUUACUACACAAGCACUUCCAUCAAAUCCCAUCCGCAACAGAGGGCGAUCGACUAUUCUCAUUCCAGAGUCGAACCUUGACUGAAAACUCAUAUGCGGUAGAUCUGCUGGUCCGCAAAUUUGACGGCUUAGCAAAAUCGACUCAGAGAGCACUGUCCCAACAUCCCACUCCCACUAUAUCGCCCGACAUCAACACCCUCUCCAUUUUCAACAUUGCUGCUCACGCUCGAGACGGAUCAGAUAAAGCUGGUCUCAAAGAAGCACUUCAGCUUGUCGCAAAAAGACCGAAUGAUGUUGGUCUUGUGCUCGCUCUCAUCCAAUUCUAUGUUUCCGCUGGAAACCUUAACUCUGCAAUCUCUGUUCUGGAAGCAUUCUUGAAGCGUUUAGAUCAAUCAAUGUCAGAGUCAGAUAAGGACAUUCGAUUCAACCCGGGCCUCAUCGGCAUCCUGGCUUCCCUUUAUAACACACAGGGCCGCAAAUCCCACAUGAAGGCAGAGCUCGCAAAAGCUGCAUCACACUGGCGAUCACGUCCUGACAAAUCUCCAUCACUCCUCCGUGCCGCAGGCUCACUGCUCCUCACAUCUGGAGAAGCCACAGACCUCACCCUGGCAGGCCAAUUAUUCACGGAGCUCCAUAACGCCGACCCAAAUGAUCAGUUUUCAACCGCAGGGUACAUUGCAGCGUACGCGACAACAUCGCCUGAUAGGGUCAAAUCGAUGGUGGAUAAACUUUCACCUGUCCAAGACCUUAUUGCCGACAUCGAUGUCACCUCCCUGGAAGCGGCGGGCAUACCCUCCGUCACAACAGCAGCAGCAACGACAACGGCGACAACAACAGCAUCGUCAUCGAUAUUAGCCACAAGCUCCCCUCUCCCAAGCAACCGUAAACGCGCGGCAGCCGAUGACAACAACAGCAAGCAGGCUACUACGAAGAAACGAGUCCGCAAAUCACGAUUACCCAAGGACUACGACCCUAACAAGAAGCCGGAUCCAGAACGCUGGCUACCGUUGCGGGAUCGCUCAAGUUACCGGGCAAAGGGGAAGAAGGGGAAACAGAGAGCCGCUGAGCGUACGCAGGGCGGCGUCGUUAUUGAAAAGAGCGGGGAGUCGGCUGGCAGCACGCCUGUCAUCCAGCCAAAGGCCCAGGGGGGUGGAGGGAAUCAGAAGAAGAAAAAGGGCAAAGGAAAAAAGUGA
Histoplasma mississippiense is the source of this 2085-nucleotide messenger RNA. RefSeq lists its product as hypothetical. The coding region runs from base 1 to 2085 and encodes 694 amino acids. The record is from RefSeq and is a predicted model, not a curated record. The transcript has 5 exons. Gene Ontology annotation, biological process: SRP-dependent cotranslational protein targeting to membrane. Gene Ontology annotation, cellular component: signal recognition particle, endoplasmic reticulum targeting. NCBI's taxonomy places the organism in Eukaryota, Fungi, Ascomycota, Eurotiomycetes, Onygenales, Ajellomycetaceae. Gene Ontology annotation, molecular function: 7S RNA binding; protein binding; ribosome binding.